This is a messenger RNA of Gasterosteus aculeatus aculeatus (three-spined stickleback), 9572 nucleotides long. The record is from RefSeq and is a predicted model, not a curated record. NCBI's taxonomy places the organism in Eukaryota, Metazoa, Chordata, Actinopteri, Perciformes, Gasterosteidae.
UCCCCACAAUGGCAAAAAAAAGCCCCAUUGACUUCAUGUUGAAAUGGUGAGUGGGAAAAUCGUUCUCAACGUGAUUCAUGAGCCAUUGGUCCAGUGCAGCAUCCACAGUCACGUUGGUUCGCUGACAAGACGCAGCUUUUCAGUGCAUUCCAACGAGGUUAUUGUGACCCCAUAAUAAAAAAAUCAUCAUCAUUGAAAUGAGCACGUUUUCAGGCUCUUAGCAGGAAGUAUACUGCGUCCUGUUAAGUGAUGACAUGUGGACACAACAUCUUAUUCACUAAACCCCUUGCAUUUGUAUUUAUGACACUAAGCAUGUAUCAAUGUAUCCGUCUGUUGCUUCAUUAUUAUGUAUCCAAUAUUCUUAAAACUGUUGAGCCAUUGUAUCUGUGAAAGCGCUGUUCUUUUUCUUAUGCAAUAUAAUGACCCGAGACCUGAGGAGAAAGUAACUUCCCAAUCAGAGUAUUUUCUCAACGCAAAUGCGUGUUCUUCAGACGUUUGAGAGACAAAAAACAGCCCAAAACGUUGACAUUUUAUUAACCUCUUUUCUCCAAGAAAAUAGGCUACAAAUACAACUGCGUUUUUUUACGCAAUCAUUUUUGCAGAAAGACAAUAAAUGAUCUUUGAACCAUCCCAAACACCUUAGCAACCGUUGUGUAACCACAUUGAUAAAACCGCCCGGUAAGGAAUAAGCAGUAAGCCGGUCCAACCGUGCAGAGUGCAUGAAAAAGAUAAAAGGCUAUAAGUCACAAAUGUAUGGUCUACAAAUGCUGUGGUACCUUCAUGCAGGCACAAGAAUAUAGUUGUAAGGUUAUUAGAGCAAAGUGAUGUUGCCCUGUUGCUGAUAAAGAGAAAACGUUGUGCAUCCUGAGUGUAGCAACACAAUAUCCUGUUUGGGGGCAGAUGCAUUCACAUGUUGAGGUUGUUUCUCCAGCAUCUAUCAUAGCAUUUUGUAUUUUCACUUCCUCUUUGGUUAUUCUCCUUUCUGACACAGAAGGCUGUGCAGAAAUAUGAACUUUUGUGACCGCAGAGAUUGUUCUUAUGAGGCCUGUAAUUAGGACUAUUGCAACAAGCAUGGCGUCUUGGUCAUUUCACCCCACAUUCUUCUGGCAAAUCCCUAUCUUUAAUUAUGUUUACGGUCAUAAACCGUGAAGAAAGAAAAGACGACGUGCUUUUGCAUGUUUUCUUUCACCUGCCAAGUCCUGCAGAUGAACAUUAACCUCUAAGGUUGAAUCGUGAUUCGUGUUAAUUAAUGUGCACUGUCUCUUAAAUGAUAUUAACAUAACAUUUGAUCUUGUUCCCUUGUUGUUAGUUUUGUGCUCCAGAAGCUCCUAUGAGCACAAUGUUAAGAAUGCAUUAUGCUAUUGAAGGGUUUUGUGGUGUUUGAGCACAUUCGUGUUGUCUGCUACCUAGAGUUGUUUGACUGUUAAUGAACAAGGUCAUUUCUAAUAGAUUUUUUUAGAAAAUAUCUUAUGCAUGGGAACUAGAACAUUUAGUAUCUCAUAUUCCUGGUAUUUUUAUAUCCCAGUUUCAAAGUGGGAUAAGAUUUAGUAAAGCUCGCCCACCUUCAUGCUCAAAUUAUUUGUGCAAAAUUCAUCAAAAAAAAUCUUUACAUGUAAAAGUCCGUUCAUCAGAAGAGGAUUCUGGGAAAAACUUUGACCGCAUUCAUAUUUACUGAGACAAAGAAUACAAAAACCUAGUCUUUAAGGCCAUAUGAAACAUCCACAGUAACCUUAGGUGAUCUUUAUCAAAUGUGUCACUGAUAUCACCUCAGGAACAUGCUGAAGGAUCAUAAAGGCAAGCAACGGAAACGUAAAGCAGGUCACCGACAACACUCUGGACCGGGUCCACUGAUAAGGAAUCACAGCCGCAGCAGAAUUGUUGUAGUAAAAGUUGCUUUACAGUAACUCAGUCAUCAUCUGAGGGUUUGCAGGGGAAGAGGUCACACUUUAAGGAUCUUUACCUUUUCUUUGGAUUUGUUUGCCAUGUGUAAUGUUUCACCAGACAUGAAGCAAGUCGUUUUUCUUCUCUCGGUGUUCUCGGUCCUCGUGUCUUCUUGUCCUGAUGGGUCUUUCAACUGCACACCUGCAUGUCUCCCCCCUGGACUGGUCUGUGAUUUUAACAAAGACUGUGCAGAUGGCUCAGAUGAGGACUAUUGUGGGCCGUGUGACUUUGAGCAUCACAGCUGCGGGUGGAAAGACGUCAGUAGCAGCUCCUACCGCUGGACGCGGCAGAUGGCAAACAUCACCUCGGUACCUGGACUGGACCACACCACAGGAAAGCCGUUUGGACAUGUCAUGCACAUAAAUAGCAACCAAAGCACUGUUUUUGGUGCGGCUGAAUUGGAGUAUUCAGUUGACAACGUGGCAGCUCUGGGAUGCCAGAUGAGCUUCUGGUAUCACAUUUACAAUACGUCGUCAACCUCAUCAGCAUCGUCCUUUGAGGUAACGAUGAUCAGAGGCCACGCUGAGGAACAGCUGCUGAAGCUUUCUAAAAUAAAGACCAACGGUUGGGAGAAUGCCACCGUUUUCAUUGGAAAUCAGCCGGGCGGAUACAAGCUGCGAUUUUCCUUCAGCCCGGCAUUCAGUGUGGACAGCGACGUUAUGUUGGAUGAUGUCAGCUUUGACUACUGUAGAGACGGAGAUUUCCCCACCGGAUCGAACCAACUCUCCUGUGAUUUUGAAAAAGACACCUGCUCAUGGAACCACGACUACACUGCCAGCCUUUUGUGGAAAAGGAGUAAAAUGGCAUUCGAUGAAGUCCCACCUGCAAAGGGCUACUUCAUGAUCAUAAAUGCCAGAUCCAACCAUAUCUCAUCAACAGCCAGACUCAUCAGCUUCCCUCAGCCUGCAGGUCAAGUCCUUUGUGUGAGCUUCUGGUACCACAUAUUUGGCAACAGCAUAGGUUCAUUGAAGUUCAUUACAAAGCAUUCUGGGGAAACGGAGACGGUUGUAUGGAUGAGAAGUGGCACCCAGGGGAACAAAUGGAGAUUUACAGAUCUUACCUUCAAAAGUGACAAACCAAUACAGUUCGUUAUAGAAGCCGUGGUGGGAGGAACGCAGGGCAGCAUCGCCAUUGAUGACGUGACGGUGCACAGCAGUGAGACGGGCUCCUGUCCGCCCGAGAGAGAGUGCACCUUCCAGGGCUCCCUCUGCGGCCUGCUGCCCCAACCGUCCGCAGACUUCAGCUGGAGCCGGAUCACCGGGGCGUCCCAACCCGCCAACUCUUCAGGCCCGUCCGCCGAUCACACGCUGGGGACUGAGCAAGGUUUCUACCUGAGUGCCCGGUUGUGGAGUCACCUUGUGGGGUCCAGAGGCGCAGUGAUGACUGAGGUGAUGGAGCCCACUGCUGCUGAUGGGGAAUGCCUAAUGUUCUGGUACUACAUGGAGGGAGGGGAAGUGGGGGAACUCAGUGUUUCCCUCCAAACCCUCGGCAGCGACAGUGUGCAGCUGUGGAGCAGAAGUGGAGAUCAGGGACGGCACUGGAGGCACGGAAGGGUGACUCUGCUGAGUCCCAAUGACCCGUAUCAGGUGGUCUUUGAGGCUGUGGUUGGAGAUAGCGGACAAACAAUCAGGAGAGAUAUCGCCAUCGACGACCUCACGGUCCUGAAUGGCGCCUGUCCUCCACCAGGAUUCUGUGACUUUGAAAUGGACUUCUGUGGUUGGGUGAACAGUCCUGCAGAAGGGUCCCACGUGGACUGGGACUGGCUCUCAGGGGCCAGCGAGGGUCAACAUGUUCCAAAUAAGGACCACACGACAAAUUCUGCUUUGGGCCACUUUGCCACCUUCUCACAUCUGCCUGGUGGCGAAGGCGUUGCACAACUGGAGAGUGAGACCAUGGCGGCAGUGGACCGAGCUUGCCUGGAGAUCUGGCACCGAGCUGGAGGGUGGGGAUCUGGGCCCUCAGACAUUACACUAAACGUGUUGGUGAAUGAGACUACUGGACUGCGCCCCGUUUGGACUACAAAUGGAUUUUCCAAUAAGCCGUGGAUGCAGGACCGGGUGGACUACAACGCGUCAGGGCCUCACCAGAUAAUACUGCGAGCCAAUUCCUCUUCAUCUUUGAGCUGUGCCUUUUCGCUGGACGACAUCCACAUCAUCAGGGGCAGUUCUUGUAAUGACGUUGUCCCGACGACCACUCCAAACCCUCCCGCCCCGACCCCCACUGCUCCUGCCUCCGACAUGGACUGCACCUUCGAAGGAGGUCUAUGCAACUGGGUUCAGGAGGCCAGUGAUGAUUUGAACUGGAUUCUCAGCAGUGGACUUAUGGGGGACCAGCCAUGGGAUGGACCUCAGGAUGAUCACACUGUUGGGAACUAUCGAGGUUUUUUCUUACUGUUGAACGGAUCUGGAUCUAAGGACGGGGAGAGAGCAGCCGUCUCCGUCCCCGCCGUCGACCUGACGUCAAACAUCUGUGUGGGUUUCUGGUUCUACAUGCUCGGGCCGUCGGUGUCCGCUCUGGACCUGCUGGUCGAGACGAGCUCCUCUGAGCUGUUAGUGUGGACCCGUCGGGGGACUCAGAGUCCGGAGUGGAUCAACGCUCAAGUCACCGUCAACAUGAGCGAUAUCACACGGGUGACGUUCGCCGGCCACAGGAACAGAAACAGUCGAGGAUUCAUCGCCGUGGAUGACAUUCGAGUGAAGGAGGGGCCCUGCAGUGAUCAGCACGUGUGUGGGUUCGAUUCCGGCUGGUGUGGCUUUGAGAACGUUGUGGACCGCAAGGGUCGCUGGGGUCGCGAAAGAGGCUCUGAACAUCAGGUGGAUCACACGUACGGAACUGAAAAUGGUUUCUACAUGACUGUGAUGACAUCGGACUCCACACAGAUUGAAGUAGCUGAGCUCCUAACACCCAAUUUCCCCUCGGCUAUGGAGAUAUGUGUGCGCUUCUGGUACUGGAUACCUGAAGGGUCCUCUAACACCCUUGGCGUGCAUGUGCUGUUCAGCGGGGAGGUGGGCGAAGAACUUUGGCAACGAUCCGGAGCGGCCACUUCAAACUGGGAGUUAGCAGAGGUCACUGUGUCCUCGCCUGGAAACUUCCAUGUCGUGUUUAAAGCACUCCAUGUGCCAGGUAGCAACUCUACGGUGAAAUUGGAUGAUAUUUCCGUGAGGGACGGGACCUGCAGGCCUCCAGGCAGCUGUGACUUUGAGUCUGGACAGUGUGCUUGGGUCAAUAUCCCCAAAGAAGAUGGACAUGCCUGGGUGCUGGCCAGUGGAGGCUUCCAGGGUCCACCGACAGACCACACCACUCAGACCGCAGAGGGCCGGUUCUUGUUGAGCUCAUCAAUGCACCAGAACCACAGCAGCAAAGCGCAGGUGAUGUCCGAAUGGAUCCACCUGAGAGACGUCACCUCCUGCGUCGCCUUGUGGUACCAUACGGACGGCAGCGACUCUGGGACGUUGAAGGUGUACAUGCGUUCAGGGCCGUCGCAGGACCACCUGGUGUUCAACAGUAACAGCAGCGCGAGCGGCUGGACCAGGUUCUCUCACACGGUGGAGACGAUGAAACCUUUCCAGCUGCUGAUCGAAGCGGAGAGCAACAGCAAAGGAUUUAUUGCCGUAGACGACGUCAUCGUGGCACCGGGCCCUUGUCAAGUGAAUGAAACGGAUUUGGGAUUUGUGGGUUGCUCAUUUGAAAACGGAACCUGUGGCUGGGACGACCGCAGUUCGGGCCAGUGUCAGUGGACGAGGGGCAGAAAUGGCACUGGGAACACUGGACCCUCCGUGGACAACACAUUGAGCACUGAACUGGGUUGGUACUUGGCUGUGGCGCCUAAACGAGGAGAUGAUGUGAGUCUUGCUGCCGUGCACAGUCCCCCCAUGAGACAGGCCAGCGCCACCUGCACGCUGCACUUCCACUACAGCAUGAAUGGAGAGGACGGAGAGAUGCUGAAUGUGCUUCUCAACGAGGGCUCGAGGACCACUGCACUGUGGUGGCUAUCCGGUAACCAUGGAGACGCGUGGCACCCCGCUGAGGUAACGGUUGGUCGAAUUCCCCAGGACUUCACCGUGCUGUUUGAAGCCUGCAGGUCCUUCAACAGGCCUGGACACGUCGCCAUCGACGACAUCCACUUCACCAACUGCACGCUGCCUGAGCCCGAACCCUCGUGUCCGCCCAAUACGUUUGUGUGCAACAACAGUGUGUGCGUUGAGCACAGCCGAGUGUGUGACUUCAGCGAUGACUGCGGGGACUGGUCUGAUGAGAGAAACUGUGAGCGACGGGGUGUGGUUGAGCGCUGCAGCUUUGAACAAGGCCUUUGUUUCUGGGAGAAGAACGAGGUGGACACAGCUGCGGUUGGGUGGACGCAUCACAGAGGACAGGAAGCGUGGCCCAAACACGGGCCUCCCAGGGAUCACACCUACAACUCUGACGCAGGUCACUACGCCGUGCCGGGGAACCUGAUUGAGAACAGCGAAACAUCAGAGACUCUCUCCAAAACUUUGCUACCCAGCUCCAACUGCACCGUGAGAUUCUUCUACUUCGGCCUGGACGAUGUUACGGCGAGGCUGACGGCGCGGUCCAGGAUGCUGCGUUCUGGCAGUGGGGACGCUUUGUUGUGGUGCUGGGAAAACUCACAGAGCUUCAGCUGGCGGAGGGCAGAGGUCACGUUCUCCUCCUCGGUCAACAGCAAGAUUGUGUUCAGGUACGAGCGCGGGGAUGGUCUCGGAGGGCUGGUCGCGCUGGAUGACGUCUCCUUCUCAAGGGAGUGUCUCUUCGACCCCGACAACAACAAACUUCCCGACCCAUCCACCACCUCGGCCCCGCCCACCUCUGCUACUGCACCCUGUCAGGAUGGCGAGUUCCUCUGCUGGCGGUCACCUGAUAAAGUCUGCAUCCCGGCAGCUCUACGGUGCGACUACCAUCCAGACUGCCCGCAGGCGGAGGACGAGGAUGGUUGCGGUGGGUGCACGUUUGAGAGGGACCAGUGCGAGUGGACAGACACCAGUGAUGGACACGGCCGGUGGCAGAGACAGAGAGCCAGUAACGACACUGAGCCUCCCACCGAUCACACUGCAGGGACAGGCUACUACAUGAGAGUGAAUUUGAGUCGGGAGUCCACACAGACUGAGGCCCGACUGCAGAGUCCCCCACUUGCCCCUUCCUCCCUCUACUGCCAGAUUCUGUUUCACUUCCACAUAAGUGAAGCGAGUUCUGGGUCACUCAGAGUGCUUAUGCAGCAAGCUGACGGGAGUGAAGCAAUCCUUUGGACACGCAGUCACAACACUGGCGCCGAUUGGACCCCAGAGCGUGUGCCUGUAGGCCGGCACCAGCAGCCGUAUCAGGUUUGGUUCAGCGCGCUCAACGCCGCUGCUGUGGACGACAUCUCAUUCAUCAACUGUGAAAUAUCCUACCCGCCGCCGGCUCUGGCGGCCGGUGGCUGCUCUUUUGAAGACGGGCUGUGUGUUUGGGUCCAGGGGGCCGAAGAUGAGCUGGACUGGCUCAGCAAUUCUGGACCCACAGAAACGCCCAACACCGGGCCUGCAGGAGACCACACCACCGGCAAAGGUAAAUACAUUUACAUCAAAAGUUCCCGGCCAAGUGUGAAGGGAAACGUGGCCCAGCUGAAGUCCACGCUGCUGCCGUCUGCUGGGGACCAAGGAUACUGUUUCACCUUUUGGUACCACAUGUUCGGAGCUACUGCCGGCUCCUUGAGGAUGCUUCUACUAACGGCUGAACCUUUGAAGAAAACAUUGGUUUGGCAAAACUCAGGAAAUCAAGGGGAUGAGUGGCUGCGAGUGCAGAGCCACGUGACCUCGCAGAAUGUCCACCAAGUGAUCCUGGAAGCCACUGUGGGGGGAGAAGCAGGAGACAUUGCAAUCGAUGACAUCUCUCUCGUCGGUGGACCAUGUCCUGCGUCUGACGCCUGUGACUUCGAGGAGGGGAGCUGCGGCUGGCAGCAGGGGACCACCGAUGACUUUGACUGGGUCAGAAUGUCGGGCUCCACCCACAACCCCAACACGGGGCCGGAGAGCGACCACACCACCAACACCCCCGCGGGCCACUACUACUGCCUGCCCUCCUCCGCUGCCGACGCCGCGGGACAGACGGCCAAAAUGUCGUCUCCACUGUACCCAGCGGGCAAAGGAGCUUGCUUGCAGCUUUGGUACCACAUGUACGGCAGAGGAACGGGGCUGCUGAACGUCUACCAGCAGAGUGAAGAAGGGAAGCGAGCUCUGAUCUUCUCUCAGACAGGAAACCAGGGUCGGCUCUGGAGGUUUGCUCAGGCCUCCCUUCUGCCCCGGGUUCAGCCUUACAGGAUCGUGGUGGAAGGCGUGAAGGCCGGCCCCACCCAGGAGGGAGACAUGGCUUUUGACGACGUACAGCUCACAGACACUCAAUGUCCUCCUCCGGGACACUGCGACUUUGAGAGCAACUGGUGCAGCUGGAGCAACCUGGGGGGGGGAGUCGACCAGGGGGACUGGCUCCGUGGUAGAGGAGCCUCCCCGAACCCCAACACGGGGCCCAGCGUCGACCACACCACCAACUCGACACACGGUUUCUAUCUGUACGUGGACAGCUCCGUGGGCGAGUGGGGAGACUUGUCCUUCCUGGUCAGCGAAGUGUUCCAGCCGUCCCCCAGAGGUCACUGUCUGACCUUCUGGUACCACAUGUACGGCAGCCACGUCGGGACUCUCAGAGUUUACAUAAAUGACAGAAAAACACACGCUGGUGACAAUGAAGAAGGGAUUCUGAAGUGGAUUGAGACAGGAAACAGAGGGGACGAGUGGCAGGAGGCCAGCGUCACUGUUAAACAUAGUGAAGCAUUCUGGUUUGUGUUUGUUUAUCAGCGGGGUAUGAAUACAGGUGGGGAUGUUUCCCUUGACGACAUCACUAUCCUCCCUGGAGGCUGCUACUCGGAGCCCCCCAUUGACCCGCCUGAGGACAAUAGUGACACGUUGUCUGUGGGUAUGGCUGUUGGUCUGACUCUGCUGGCUGGACUCUUCAUCUCCGUCUUCCUCUUCGUGCUGAACAGGAACUUGAGUAAAAUGGAACAUCCGACAAUUAUAACCAGCGACGCACGUGAAGACAACUCUGCAUUGGACCUCGUCGAGGGCAGAAUAGAUGGAACUCAAGGUGGAACUGAAUCACACCUCUCCUUCUUCAACCGUCUGUAUAAUCCAUCUCCAGCUGUGACUGACACCACAGUAGCUCCAUCUGAUGCUUAGUCAACUCUGAUUAAAAACAAAUGUGUUCAUGGAGAUAUUUUGAUGCCAAUUGUAAAUGUUGUUUAGAAUAUUCAAUAUUGAUUUUAUUGGGGAAUUUUGCUGGGGCAAGAUCGGAUCAGCGGAUGAGAAGGUAUUAGUGACUCAUUAGUUUGAAUAAUGACAACUGGAUUAAGGAAUACAUGAGCAAAUGUAUUACUUACCUACCUUGAGUGUUAGCAAAUGCUAAAAAACAUUUUUUAGAAGAAAGAAUUAAACAUACACAUGGUGUAGCUUGUUUAUGUUAUUGUUUAGUAUGCAUAAAAGACAACGGUGUUGGUCUUUCCGUUUAACAAUUUAUUAAUCAAUGUUUUUUAAUGUGUUUUUUUUUUUACCGCCUUAUUUAAAUUGCAAUAAUGAAAGUGUACAGCUGAA